UGUCGUUUCCCCAAAAGUGUAAAAAAUCGCUCUGAAUAAUAAUUUUAUCCAUGAGGAUUGUUUUUUAAAUUAAUAAAAAAAUUUUUUCUAAAUAUAGGCAUAACUAGCUUUAUUUUUGAGCCUAAUUAUUACAUUUCUUCCUUUUGAAUAAUCCUCUUACACGGGAUAAUUUCUUCAAAUGUGUAAUGCGUUUACACUCAUUAAAUAUUGGAUAUUUUAUUUUAAUUUAUAUCGCAGUUUCAGAGCUUUCAAGCUCAACAUUGAAUAGAGGAAUAAAUCGAACCCCCCUCGACACAUUUCAAAAAUCCUCGGAUUAUUUAAUAAUUCACAAUGGAAGAAGAUUUUGCGAAAAGGGGACUAUUCUGGACGCUAACGAUCGGAUAAAAGUUGAUGACGCACCUCUCAAGUGUGACACUGUGGAUAAGUGCUCAUUUUUCUGCCAAACUGGCGAGAAGGAUUACAACGUCAGUGGCAGUCGUAAGGUGGGGAGGACUAUUGAGCGUGUUUUAUCUAAAACUGGUGACAUAAUUCCAAAAUCUUCCGUGAAUUGGCUCUGUUCUGGAGAUAAAUGGAACUCUUUGUUUGUGAAGAAGGGCUGGAUUACUGGCGUAAAGGGUGAUUCAAUUCGUAAAAUGAACCCUCUGUUCAAGUUCUUUAUGAACACUCACGCCGAAUGUGAAAGCGGUGAUUUACUCGACUCUGCAAAGAAUUUAUCUGUCAAAUCCUCUUCUGAAAUGUGCAAGACCAUGAAGAAUUGUGACUUCUUUACUCACACUUUUAUCAUUGAUGAGAAGUUUAUGUCGUUUUCUACAUUAACUAACUUUUGCAAAGGCCAGCCUUUGAAUUUGACUGCUAAAGACGGCAAUUUACUUGGAAUUUUAGCUGAGGUGAGCAAAGAAAUCGCUGAUAAGGGAGAAAACAUUUCCAAGGCUACUGCUAAACCUAUGUACUACUACGGUGGUCCUAUUACCAGUGAUCACUACUACGAUGAUCUCAGACGCGGUUCCAUUGUACCCGCCACUAAUUUGUAA
This is a messenger RNA of Theileria parva strain Muguga, 1031 nucleotides long. RefSeq lists its product as uncharacterized. Lineage: Eukaryota; Apicomplexa; Aconoidasida; Piroplasmida; Theileriidae. Bases 186 to 1031 code for a protein of 281 amino acids. The transcript is spliced from 8 exons. The record is from RefSeq and is a predicted model, not a curated record.